Molecule: messenger RNA, 2005 nt
Organism: Leopardus geoffroyi (Geoffroy's cat)
Lineage: Eukaryota; Metazoa; Chordata; Mammalia; Carnivora; Felidae
Product: SEC14-like protein 3
Exons: 12
Coding region: 80-1282 (400 amino acids)
Cellular component (GO): nuclear speck; cytoplasm
Source: RefSeq, a predicted model, not a curated record
UCUAGCUGGGUCAGAGCCACAGAUCAAGGUUGGCUUCUGCCUGAAGCACCCCCCACUCCUCCAGCCGCAUCCAGACACCAUGAGUGGCCGAGUCGGAGACUUGAGCCCCAAGCAGGCAGAGACCCUGGCCAAGUUCCGAGAAAAUGUGCAGGAUGUGUUGCCUGCCCUGCCCAAUCCCGAUGACUAUUUCCUUCUGCGCUGGCUCCGAGCUCGAAAUUUUGACCUGCAGAAAUCAGAGGCCAUGCUCCGCAAGUACAUGGAGUUCCGGAAGUCCAUGGACAUUGAUCACAUCCUUGAUUGGCAGCCCCCAGAAGUGAUCCAGAAGUACAUGCCUGGAGGCCUGUGUGGCUAUGACCGGGAUGGCUGUCCUGUGUGGUAUGACAUCAUUGGACCGCUUGACCCAAAGGGCCUGCUCUUCUCAGUCACCAAGCAGGACUUGCUUAAGACCAAGAUGAGGGACUGCGAGCGCAUCUUGCAUGAGUGUGACCUGCAGACAGAGAGGCUGGGAAAGAAGAUUGAGACCAUUGUGAUGAUAUUUGACUGCGAGGGCCUGGGACUGAAGCACUUCUGGAAACCUCUGGUGGAAGUGUACCAAGAGUUCUUUGGCCUCCUUGAAGAGAAUUACCCAGAGACCCUGAAGUUCAUGCUCAUUGUGAAAGCCACCAAACUGUUCCCUGUGGGCUACAACCUCAUGAAGCCCUUCCUGAGUGAAGACACUCGCAGAAAAAUUAUAGUAUUGGGAAGCAACUGGAAGGAUGGUUUGCUGAAACUAAUCAGUCCCGAGGAACUGCCUGUUCAGUUUGGGGGGACUCUGACUGACCCAGAUGGGAACCCCAAAUGUUUAACUAAGAUUAACUACGGUGGGGAGAUCCCCAAGUCCAUGUAUGUGCGGGACCAAGUGAAGACUCAGUAUGAGCACUCAGUACAGAUCAACCGUGGCUCCUCACACCAGGUGGAAUAUGAGAUUCUGUUCCCAGGCUGUGUCCUCAGGUGGCAGUUCUCAUCUGAUGGUGCAGACAUUGGUUUUGGUGUUUUCCUGAAGACCAAGAUGGGGGAGCGACAGAGGGCUGGAGAGAUGACAGAAGUGCUGCCCAGCCAGCGCUACAAUGCCCACAUGGUGCCUGAAGACGGGAGCCUCACCUGCUCAGAAGCUGGUGUAUAUGUCCUGCGCUUUGACAACACUUAUAGCUUUGUCCACGCCAAGAAGGUCAGCUUCACAGUGGAGGUGCUGCUCCCAGACGAGGGCAUGCAGAAGUAUGACAAGGAGCUCACCCCUGUCUAGGCAGCCCCCUCACUUCUCAGAGACCCCUGACCCUCUCCUUUGUCUAUCUAUAUACUAUCCCCUCAGAAAUUAAUCAUUACUCCUCUUGACACUGAGACUAGUGAGUAGAGAAAAAGCUGCCUUGGGGAAGACUUAUAUGCUGUGGUUAGAUCAGGAAAGGUGUGAGAGGCACAGUUUUGGAGGAUGCCAAGAUUGCAUAGGGGAAGAAGCAAGGCAAAAGCAAGAGGUGAAUGUCACUGGAACCCAAGAAAUAGGAAAUGAAUCCUUAGCUUUUGUCCUCACUUCUUCUAAGGCAUUUGUGUGUGUGUUUGAAUUUCUUCCCUAUCAUCUAUGAGCCACGUGGGUUACAGGUAUAUCUAAAUUCUUUUUACUUCUACUCCAUAUACAGUAGAUGCUCAGUGUAUACUUGUGAAGUUGAAUUAAGGUAAUGAGCAAGUAAUUCACGGGUAUGCCUGACAAGAAGGAACCUUACCCGGAGCAGGUUUCAGCACCUCGGACAGAGACAGGGCUGUGGCAGCAGGGGACUCUCCUGCAGGACCCAGGUGAUCUAGCCCCCAGGUUUCUGGGAGUGGCUGCCCCCUCAGGUAGGUAGGAGAUGCCUGCAUAAGGCUUUGUCUGACUCAGCACACAGCUUUCCCAACCCAUCACUCUGACCCUUACCCUUUUCCCUUGGAAUUCACAGCUUAUAUUUUAAACAAUUAAAGAAAUUUUACUGGAAGCAAA